Angiostrongylus costaricensis is the source of this 492-nucleotide messenger RNA. NCBI's taxonomy places the organism in Eukaryota, Metazoa, Nematoda, Chromadorea, Rhabditida, Metastrongylidae. The record is from the annotation of a GenBank genome assembly.
CUGGUAGUUAUUUUAAGUAGAUGGCGAUUUAAGGCAGCGUCCUGCAGGGCGGUGCAGCCAGAUGAGAGAGGAGUGAUCAAUCCGGAGAAAAUUCGUGAUCAGAUCGCAUUGGUAAAGCGACAACUAGAUGUCUUUCAACAAUUAAUGGCCGACGAUUCUGCGGCCGUUGACGAUAUAUGCGAGCCGUCACCAUGUUCGUCGAAUGCCGACUCUGAAUCGCCACGUGAUCGUCGUCUUCAUCACUGCUCUCAUCCUCAUUGUGGAAAAGUCUACACAAAGAGUAGUCACCUUAAAGCGCAUUACAGGACACAUACCGGUGAAAAGCCAUACUCGUGUCCUUGGCCAGGUUGUGAAUGGCGGUUCGCUCGAUCUGACGAAUUGACAAGGCACUACCGUAAACAUACCGGUGACCGACCCUUCAAAUGUGCUCAAUGCUCACGGGCGUUCUCACGCAGCGAUCACCUUAGUCUUCAUAUGAAACGGCAUUUUUAA